ACAAAAUCAAUCCCAAAACAUUCACAACAGGAAAAACCAUCUUGAAUUGGGAAAAACACAAUCCCCAGAUGGAUAUUUCAUCAUCAAAAGCCUGCUUUCUUCUCUCCCUCCCUCUGUUUUUCAAUCUUUGUUUUGGAAAUAGUUUAUCAUAUCUCAAUACCAGCUCAAGCCACAACAAUUUGAUCUACAGCCACUGUCCAAACCAAACAUUCAAUGAUCCUAAAGGGUCUCUACAACAAAUCUUGUCAUCUCUUUUUCAAGAACUUGUCGAUCAGUCCUCGAGAUCCAAGUUCUACCAAACCAGCACAGGCGACGAAAAAAUUGCCAUCUCCGGUCUCUUCCAGUGCAGGAUUGAUCUCAGCAACGGCGACUGCCAUGGCUGCGUGAGCGGGCUCCCUGACAUGUCAAGUGGUUUCUGUGGCAAGGCCAUUCCGGCUCGGAUUCACCUUUCUGGAUGUUACUUGAACUACAAGGCGGACGGGUUUGAGACUUCCUGGGUGCAAUUGCAACACAAGACCUGCAGUGAAUCCAAAGCGGACUCGAGUGGGUUUGUAGAGCUGAGAGAUGCAGCAUUUGCAGCGCUAGAGAGCAAUGUUGUGAGCAGUGCUAAUGGGUUCAUCGACAUGACCUAUGAGAGCAUGCACAUGGUGGCUCAGUGUGGAGGAAACUUAGAAGGGUGUGAAUGUGGAGGGUGUGUGAACAAUGCAGUCCAAAUUGCUCAAGAUGAAUGUGGAAAUUCACUCUCAGGAGAAGUAUAUCUGGACAGCUGCUUCAUUAGCUUUAGCUCCAAUGACAAUAAUGGGAUUCCUGGCAACUCAAAUCAAGGGAAUGAAACAAAUCAAAUUAGUACAUCUUCAGGGAGAUUAGUAGCAAUUGUUUUGGGAGGAGCAGCUGCAUUGCUAUUUGUAUUCAUGUUCUUCUAUUUCUAUCGAUCUUCAAAGAGGAAAAGCGACGAAUGGUGAAAGGAGAAGACUAGAUUUGAUUUAAAAAGAACUCUAAAAGCAUAUGUUGUACCAAUUGGCAUUUCUUUCAACUUGCAAGAAACUACUUCUUGCUCACAAUUGGCGAGUGAGAUAAGGAAAACUUCGAAAUGUGUGAUUUGGUUGGGUUGUUCUGAAGAAUUGAGUAAUAUGACAUUUACAACGAAAAUGUUGUACUAAUUGGUAUAUCUUGUUACUUGUAAGAAACUACUUCUUGCUCACAAUUGAUGAGUGAGGUAAGGAAAACUUGGAAAUGUGUGAUUUGGUUGGGUUGUUCUGAAGAAUUGAGUAAUAUGACAUUUACAAUGAAUUCUCUCUCUCUCUCUCUCUCUCUCUGUUAUGAAGAAUUGAGUAAUAUGACAUCUACAAUGA
This is a messenger RNA of Camellia sinensis, 1352 nucleotides long. RefSeq names its product plasmodesmata-located protein 2. Gene Ontology annotation, cellular component: plasmodesma. Gene Ontology annotation, biological process: transport of virus in multicellular host; plasmodesmata-mediated intercellular transport. Lineage: Eukaryota; Viridiplantae; Streptophyta; Magnoliopsida; Ericales; Theaceae. The record is from RefSeq and is a predicted model, not a curated record.